Messenger RNA from Papilio polytes (common Mormon), 2419 nucleotides. Its product is annotated as leucine-rich repeat-containing protein 26. NCBI's taxonomy places the organism in Eukaryota, Metazoa, Arthropoda, Insecta, Lepidoptera, Papilionidae. Bases 26 to 1261 code for a protein of 411 amino acids. The transcript has 3 exons. The record is from RefSeq and is a predicted model, not a curated record. Gene Ontology annotation, molecular function: protein binding. Gene Ontology annotation, cellular component: extracellular matrix.
GUGAAAGUGCAGUGGUGCAAGGAAAAUGGGGUUGAUAUUAUUUAUUAUUAUUGCGUACAUUGCUGCGUGUGCGGGGGAAAGUGUUUGUCCAAAGCAAUGCGACUGUGACAUGGAAAAUGAACUGAACAGAGCGACCUGCGUGGACCAGAACAUCGUGAGUGUAGGGGUGGGGGUGCCCAAAGAAGUUCAAGUUUACAGCUUGAGCCAUAAUGUUCUUAGUGAACUUGACAACUUUUGUUUUAAGGACCUAGGCUAUACAUCAAUACAGAUACUAAAUCUAUCUUAUAAUCUAAUAUUCUGGAUUGGUCUGCACGCUUUCGCGGGUCUUGAUAACUUAGUUUAUUUGGACCUAAGCAGUAACAGACUACGUUAUAUCCCAGGCGAUCUGUUUUGGGACACACCGCAUUUGGACACAUUAGAUCUGUCGGGAAAUGUAUUUGAGAGCCUCAAGAAUGAACCAUUCUUAAUGCACACAAAUUUGCAGAUUUUAAACCUCAACAACUGCCGUAUAAAAUCAUUGCCCGAUCGACUGUUUACUCGUCUGCCGAAUUUAAAGAAGAUAGAUUUGAGCGAAAAUUACAUGAUUUCCAUAAAUGUGGAUAUUUUACGACCGUUGAGAAAAUUGGACAGAAUAGAACUUCGUAACGAAUAUUGGCAGUGCAAUCCGAGUUUUAUAGCAGUUGAGUCAUGGAUCGUGUCUCGCGGCAUCACCUACACCAGACAGUGUAAGAAGAAACUACCAAAAAUGUCAGAAAAAAUGAUUUCUAUAGUAACAGAAACUAGAGAACCAGUUGAUAUCAAUCGAGUUUGGAAUAUAACAAAAAAUGUAACAGAACAGACGCUGUCACCGACCACACCUCUAACGCCGUUUAAGAAAUUCGAUAAAGAAUUCUCCGCGUUUCAAGCGUUCGUUAUUGGUUUAGAAGUGGGUCUAGCUAUCGGCGUGGUUGGCACCUACAUAUGGUUACGUCAGUUCUGUAAAUGCGGGAAUUUGUUCUGCUCACGGAACGACAGACAACGUAGAAGAACGCGAAGACAUAACGACAAUGAUUUGAGAGCUAAUUUACUAUGGAACAAUAUUUUGAAUCCUAAUUUGGAAACUCCACCUCAGUACCGACGGCAACUGUCUUUACCUGAGAGAGAAGUUCCUAACGGCGGGCAGCGUGUGAGGGAAACUGCGCUACAAGCCGAUGCUAUAAGAGUUCCAAACCGCUCAGAGACUCCGCCGCCACCUUACAGUGAAUGUAGAAUCAAUAUUUAGGGUCUAAAAGUUAAAAGACAUUUAAUUUUUGAUUUUAUUUGACUUAGAAAAUAGUGCACUUUAGAAAAGGACAUGGAAUUGUCCUGGACUGUGUUGUUUAAGAAUAUUGGUAAGAAUCGGAUUAUUUCAUAAUUAUUCAUAGAAAUCAACUAAUUUAUAUCUUAAACAUUAAGCUCUCGUUAAAAUUGUUUAAUCUAGACUUGAAAAAUCUUUAUUUUGAUAGUUUUUUAACGUAUGUGCAAAGUGUGGUUGAGUAAAAUAUAAAAUAUUGGUAGGUUAAGAUAAGAUAAAUACCGAGCAUAAAAGUGAACGCACUAACAGUCUGGUCUUUGUUAAGUUUUCACUUGUCUGUUGCACUUUAAUUAUCUCUUACCAAGAUAAAAAUGAUAUUUUACACAAAGACUAUUGAAAAGUUUUAUAAAAACCUACUCAUACUCAUUACUAUAGGUUAUCAAUGCUAUUGAAAUUAAAAAAUGUAUGGAUUAUGUUUUCAUUCAAACAUAGAUUGAUAAAUAAAACAAAACAAAUUUGAAUAAUUUUUACUUUAUAAAUAUCAAUAUCACAAUUCCAUUUUGUAUCAAAAAUUACAAUCUGUCGAAAUUAUAUAUUUCCAUAAUUCUAAGUCAGACUCGUAUUAAAUAGAAUUUAAUAUAAAUUCUUAUAUAAAAAACAGAUACAAUUUAGGUAACUAGAUAAAAUUUUGUAAAUGUUCUAACACAACCUAAUGGCAACUGGAAAUCAAAUCACUACUCUAUGGCAUGCCUCUGGCAAUACUGUUUCUAUAAUUUACAUUGUCUAUUAAAAUAUUUCGCAUAAAAAAAUGUCACAUGUUUCAGUUAAUUCAUUGUCACUAUUUAUUUUUAUUUGUGUAUUGUCAUAUUAUAAAAAUAUAAAUAAUAAAAAAUAUAUUAAAAUUAAUGACUUACAUGUAAAUUGUUAUAUUGAAAAUACAUCUCUAAAAAGGAAUGUAUAAUAAAGGUAUCUGUCAAUAAUCAACUUAAUUAUUUCGAAUAGAGGAACAUAAACGAUGGUUUUAAUAACAUUAAAAAACAUAUGUACGUCAAAACGGAAUUUUAAACUCUUAUAAAUUAAAUAUAUUUACUUUUAAGUCUUAAAAGUAAUAGAUUUUUUAUAUACAACUUAUAAAUACAUAUUCAG